CCGGCCAACCUGCAGCCAGCGGCCGAGGCGGUGGAGGUGGGCAGGCUCAUCCUCAAGGCGGCGGAGUGGUCGCCGCAGUCGCACGAGCUCUUCCCGACAGCGGCUCGCAAGCGGGCGGUCGAGGUGAUGCGGCUGGGCUACCUGAUCGCUUGGGACGAGGAGCGCUUCGACAGCCGCGAGGGAGCGGCUCCAGAGCUGGCGGACAUCUGAGGCGCGGCUUUGUGCUGCCAAAGGUGGUGGCGCGAUGA
This is a messenger RNA of Emiliania huxleyi CCMP1516, 248 nucleotides long. RefSeq lists its product as hypothetical. The annotation marks the transcript as partial. The record is from RefSeq and is a predicted model, not a curated record. The transcript has 2 exons. NCBI's taxonomy places the organism in Eukaryota, Haptophyta, Isochrysidales, Noelaerhabdaceae.